CGCUCUGAACUUUACCCGUUGCAUUAGUAAGCAUGUUUUAGUCUGAGUGGCUUCCAUUAAACUCUCUUGAUAGCUGUUUACUUUGCCUAUUCCUGACGGUCAGUCACUGAGAGUGAAAUGGUGUACUAAACGAGUGAUUCAACCCAAAAGGAUUUGUCUUUAAGUUUUUUAAAUAUAUAACCUGUCAACGUGCUAGCGGGAUAGCUAGCACUCGUAGCUUCCUGCAGGUGGAAACAAGAGGACGUGAUUGUGCCAUGGUGUUUUUAUACAUGUCAUUCUAAGUCAUUAACAUUGCAUUUAGGAUCUUUCAUGGCAGCUCGCCACCCCUUCACAGACACUGAUACUUCCGAUGAAGCAGUUCGAGCGACGUGUGACGACGCCACGGCUUGCAAAAGGUUUGCUAUCAGUAAAGGAUACUGGACAGACCCUUAUAUCCAGUAUUUUGUCAGAUCUGUCGGCGAGCGAAAAGCACCUGAAAUCAACAGAGGAUACUACAGCCGCGUGAAAGGUGUCAACCAUCUCCUUGAUGCAUUUAUAAGAAAAACAAAAUGUGACUGUCAAGUGAUUAACCUUGGUGCCGGCCUGGACACCACCUUCUGGAGACUUAAGGAUGAAAACAUCUUGCCGAGGAAGUUCUUUGAGGUUGAUUUUCCUACUGUUGUGGCCAGGAAAAUACACUAUAUAAAGACUAAACCACCCUUAUCCAAGCCUGUCAUCGAAACACACUCAACUGACUCCUUGCUACUAGACGCCCACAGUCUUGACUCGGAUCGGUAUUGCAUCAUCGGAGCAGACCUCAGAGACAUUGCUACUUUGUAUGAAAAACUGAAGAAGUUCCAGCUUAACCCCGAGUUGCCUACAUUGCUCUUGUCGGAGUGUGUGCUUGUCUACAUGACGCCCGCCCAGUCCUCCAGUUUAGUUCACUGGGCUGCAGACACCUUUCACACGGCCAUGUUCAUUAACUAUGAACAGGUGAACAUGAACGACCGUUUUGGCCAAGUAAUGAUCGAAAACCUGCAGCGGCGUCAGUGCACGCUGGCGGGAGUCGAGGUCUGCCGGUCUCUGGACUCUCAGAAGGAGCGGUUUCUCCUGUCGGGUUGGGAUCAUGCCGAUGCUCUGGACAUGGUGACAGUGUACAGUAUGCUUCCUCAGGAUGAAGUGGAAAGCUCCUAUUCUCACAGAAUUGAGCGUCUGGAGUUCCUGGAUGAGAAGGAGUUGUUGCAGCAGCUCCUGCAGCAUUACAGCAUCUGCUGGGCCACCAAAGACAAGCUCAGACUAGGUUUGUCACAGUUGGCGUUUUGACAGAACAUGACCAGAAGAAAGUCUGGAUUUGGGCUCACACGCUCCUUUUGGGAUUUGUCGUGAACCAAGCCGUGUUAUCGACGCCCUAUGGCUUAGAGCUAAGAAUUUUGAUGCACAUGAAUGUUUUAUUAGUAAAUUACAAAAUGUCAGCAUUUGCAGAAUGACUGGUGCGUUGUCCUUUUUGUGUCAUUUUACAUUUUAUUUAUUGGUAGAUUUUCUCACUCCUGCAUCUUUUAAUAAAUGCUUCAAGCAAAAGUAGUGCUGAACUGCAAACUCAUACAUUUUCCUACAAAAUGUUCAGUUUAGGACAGAGACGUUUUGUUGCAAUGCUAUGCACAGUUGAAUAAAUGUUUGUUUUGCUAAA
Messenger RNA from Nerophis lumbriciformis (worm pipefish), 1666 nucleotides. RefSeq names its product leucine carboxyl methyltransferase 1-like. Gene Ontology annotation, biological process: C-terminal protein methylation. Gene Ontology annotation, cellular component: cytosol. The record is from RefSeq and is a predicted model, not a curated record. Lineage: Eukaryota; Metazoa; Chordata; Actinopteri; Syngnathiformes; Syngnathidae. Gene Ontology annotation, molecular function: protein C-terminal leucine carboxyl O-methyltransferase activity.